Molecule: messenger RNA, 765 nt
Organism: Arabis nemorensis
Lineage: Eukaryota; Viridiplantae; Streptophyta; Magnoliopsida; Brassicales; Brassicaceae
Source: the annotation of a GenBank genome assembly
AUGGAUUCGUCGCUGCCUUUUGAUGUUGUAGAAAACAUCAUCUCCAGGGCUCCAAUCGAAUCGCUGUUACAAUGCAAACCCACGUGCAAAGAAUUGUAUGCUCUUUGCAACGACAAGAGAUUCAUGUAUAAGCACUUGGAACUCUCCGAGGAACGAUUGAUGCGAGUUUAUGGUGAUAAGGUUGAAAUCUUCAAUCCGGCAACCCUAGAUCUCUUAUGUCUACCAGUUCCACCUGAGUUUCACGUUACUUUUACUAACAUGAUAGUAAUUCACUGCAAUGGAUUAUUGCUAUGCCGAUGGUGCACAGGAUUUGGACCAGGGUACAGUCACGUGGCAGUUUGGAAUCCGGUUUUGGGCCAUCUCAGAUUUGUUGAAUCCGGUUCUCACUGUUUAAGUGAUUUUUACGGUUUUGGAUACGACAAUGUAUCCUGUUACAAGAUUCUGAGCAUAAAGUCAUGUAUUCUUUGGAAUGCAAUAGCUGAACUAGGGAGACUACUUAUGUAUGAAGCAGCAUGCGAGUGGCUGGUGAGUAACGUUUUGACAAAUCAUGUUGUUGGAGAAAUAAUGUCUCUGGUGGGUGCUGCUUCUGUUGAACUUAUCUAUCCUAUAGAGCCUAUAGCGGUUGUUCCACUAUUAAGAGUUGGUCUUGCGGAACACGCAUCCUCAGUUUGCAAUUUCUUGUGCGAAGAUAGAUGUCAAAAUAGGGACUUUUCUAUUGCUUAUAUUAUGAUGUCUCUCCACUAUCCUUUUACCAGGAAUAAGUAG